AUGGGGUCGAUGGGCCAAGCGGGACUCUCGACUCUGCGCGGAGAGGAGACGUUGAUACGAUUCGACCAUGUCCCAAGCUACUCCGAAUUCUUCGAUCGCUGCCUCCUCCCUAAUCGACCGUGCAUUCUCCCACCAGCCCUCAUCUCACAAUGGAACGUCGUCAAGUCUCAAACAUGGCAUCGCAAACCUAGCUCCUCACGUGUUUCUUCAUCUUCCGACAAAGGCGACGACUUGGUGAAUUGGGAAGCGCUCGCACAGGACUACGGCUCACACACAUCCCCUGUCGUUGUUAUCCAUAUCAACGCAGAAGGCGAAACAAUAGAAAAACGCACCGAAAUGACCAUCGCUUCCGCCAUCGAUCUCAUCCGGAAACACAAGCUCAAACAGGACAAGGACGGAGUACAAUCGAUAUACAUCAAAGACUGGCAUCUGAUCAAGCAGCUUCGUUCUCAACCUACAGCAGAUGAACCCUACUCGGUACCGAAUUUGUUUGCGGAUGAUUGGAUGAACAACAUUCAUCCUUCCGGUACCGCAGGGGAAGUGGACGACUUUCGAUUCGUAUAUGCCGGCACAGCAGGCUCACAAACUCUUCUCCACCGUGACGUGUACACAUCGUAUUCCUGGAGCACCAAUGUAGUCGGUCGUAAGAAAUGGCAUAUUUUCCCACCUCGAGCCAUUCCACAUCUACGGCGAUUUCCAGCAGUCGAAACGUCUCAGCUCGUAUCUGACAUCCGAACGCUGCAAACACUCAUGAAGGAUUCGAACAGAAAAGACUAUCCCCAAUUGGAAAGAGCCUGGGAACUGAUACAAGGAAUAGACCAAGAGGAGGGAGAGACGAUCUUCAUCCCAAGUAAUUGGUACCACCAAGUGUCGAACGUUACAGAAGCGAUCUCGAUCAAUCGCAAUUGGUGUAACUCGAUCAAUCUUCCCUCUUUGUACGAAGCGAUCAAACGGGAGCUUGAACACGUUGAAGAGAGUCUUUGUGACGUUCGAGACAUGCUGUCUGACAGCAGUGGGGGGAAGGAUGGGGAUGAGUGGAAGAGGGAGUUUUAUGUGCUGGUUCAGGAUGUGGCGGUCAAAGAUGCUGGUUGGGCUUGGAAAGGGUUUUGGGAUAUGGUGGUAAGGAAUCUGGAACAUUCUGCAACAAAGCAGGAUCUAAGGCCCAAAGAUGGGUGGGUGAAGGAGAGACUCUUGCCGCUGGUGAAGGAUUUUGGGCUAAGAGAGGAUGGGAAGUGGCUAGAUGGGGAGGGAAUUCAGAACACAGUACAGAGGUGCAAGGGUCUUUUGGAAGAUAUGCGAUGA
Messenger RNA from Ustilago hordei, 1302 nucleotides. RefSeq lists its product as uncharacterized. The transcript has a single exon. Gene Ontology annotation, cellular component: nucleus; cytoplasm. The record is from RefSeq and is a predicted model, not a curated record. Gene Ontology annotation, molecular function: sequence-specific DNA binding; histone H4R3 demethylase activity. NCBI's taxonomy places the organism in Eukaryota, Fungi, Basidiomycota, Ustilaginomycetes, Ustilaginales, Ustilaginaceae. Gene Ontology annotation, biological process: protein hydroxylation; positive regulation of translational termination; negative regulation of gene expression. The coding region runs from base 1 to 1302 and encodes 433 amino acids.